AGGAGAUGGACUUGCCGAUUCGUUGCGUGGAUAUCUAGCAGUGAGGACCGGGGGCCUGAUAGGCUUUUAUCUUCUAAGCUAUUAGUAUUACUUUCUAAGACAUUUGAUGUUUAUAAUCUACUAAUCCGAUUCUGUCCAAGUGGACGCAUGUCUUUCAUAAAUAAUUCUUAUUCGUAGGUGAACAGCAUUGUCCACUGGCGAGGUUUCUACUCCUCAAUCUGCACACCGAUCGCGUGUCGGUGUUAAUGAUACAAUGGCGCUUCGUUGCUAAACAAAAUUGGCGCUUGCUUCGUCAGGGUUUACCAAAAAUUUUGAAAACAAAACAUCUUUCACUAAAUCGUCAAUCGGAGAAUCAAGCGGCGAAAUCGUCACCGGAAAAAAAUGGUGUUUCUCUCUCGCAAAAAGCCUCCACCGCCUCCGCCAUCUUCCUCAUCUGCUCCGCCUCCCAAAUUCCCCCAGCCGCAAAAGAAAUCCACCGAUGAACCCGACGCGGUGGAGAAGAUGACUGCGAUUCUAGCGGAAGCUGGCUGCACACUGAACAACCCGUACGGUCCUCCAUGUCUCCCCUCCGAUCUCCACGCCUUCCGCCGCCAUCUCACGACUCGCUUUUCGUCUUGCUCCGCCGAGAGAGAUAGCGUCAGUGAUCUCCGCUCAGUUUUCGUAGCUGGAUUCUCAUCGUACGUUCAAUCUCCGAGUAAUCUUCGUAGAGUACUUUCCACUUGUUCAUCAACAAAGAGAGACGACUCAUUAGUCCGUAACCUCCUCCUUGUGUCUCCCAUCCAACUUGAUCUACAAGAAACGCUUCUCGAGAAGCUUCCGGAGUACUUCGACGUCGUUUCUGGAUGUUCCCUUGAGGAGGAUGUUGCUCGCCUCAUCAUCAAUCAUUUCCGUUGGCUCGACUUCAUUGCUAAUCCCGAUGUGUUCACCGAUAAGCUGAUGGAAGUUCUAUCGAUCUCUCCUCCGCACUUGAAGAAGGAGAUCAUUGGAUCGUUGCCGGAGAUUAUUGGGGAUCACAUCUCUCGUGCUGUGGUUGAUUCUCUAGAGAAGAUGCUUCAGGAGGAUUCUUCUGUUGUUGUUCCAGUUCUUGAUUCUUUCUCUAACCUCAAUUUAGAUGAUCAAUUGCAAGAACAGGCGCUUACAGUAGCGAUAUCAUGUAUUAGAACAAUCGACGCAGAGCAUAUGCCGUAUCUACUUAGGUUCUUGCUUCUUGCUGCUACUCAAGCAAAUGUUAGAAGAAUAAUCUCCCAGAUACGCCAACAGUUGAAGUUCACCGGAAUCUCACAACCUUGUGCUUCUCAAAACAAACUCAAAGGAAAAGCACCUGCAUAUAAUUCAGAAGGUUCUAUUCUCCAUGCUUUGAGAUCAAGCCUUCGGUUUAAGAAUAUACUCUGUCAAGAAAUCAUAAAGGACCUGAAUGGUCUGGAGAAACCUCGAGAUUUCAAGGUAAUCGAUAUAUGGCUGCUUAUUCUCAUGUAUAUGAAUGGGGAUCCCAUCAGGAAGAGCAUCGAGAAGAUAUUUAAGAAGAAAGUGGUUGAUGGAUGCAUACAAGAAGCCUUGCUUGAUCAAUGUAUAUGUGGCAAUAAAGAGUUUGUGAAGGAUAAUUUUGGAUCGUUUAUUUCUUUGGCUGAACACCUCUUGUCAAGCAAAGAAGAAAAAGCAAGGGAGUUUGGCUCGCAUAUCUAUACUCGUCUUUUUGAAGGAUUUGCUGACAAUUAUUCCAGACAAGAGAUACUAGGUGCCCUAGUGACACAUGUGGGAUCUGAUAACAAAUUUGAGGUCAGUUCAGUCCUAGAGAUGAUGACGGUUCUGGUGAAAAAAUAUGCACAGCAACUCCUUCCCUUUUCUUCUCACAUAAAUGGUAUUUUGGACUACUUGGAGGGAUUUACCGUGGAAAAUUUGCAUAAGGUCUAUGAGGUUUUCAGUCUCCUCGCACUAUCAGCUCGUGCAAGUCCUGAUUCUUUUCGAUCUUCAGUUUCGAAUGAACUUAUGAUGAUAGUAAGGAAGCAGAUUAGUCAUCCAGAGCUCAAGUACCAAAAGAUGGGAUUAGUUGGAACUCUAAGGAUUGUUUCAUCACUUGGGGAUGCAACCAGUGUUCCGGACUGUUCAUCAUCUCAGGUUUCAGAUUGUGGGGAGAUUUUGGAGCUCUUAAAGACAUCUGUAGACUCUUGCAGACAGUCUAACUUAGCCCUAAUUAUUUUCUAUGAUGAGUUCGCUGCCAUUCUCAACCAGAAACUACUUCAGCCAGAAAUUAUGGAGUGGAUUGGGAAGCAUCUGGGAGAAUUUGAGUCACUAUUUCUGGCCGAUCUUGACAACGGAGAAAUGGCUAAUAAGAGUUCAUAUUCUGGACUAGAAGGGGAUCUUUGGAUGAACUUGGAUGGUAGUAUAUCACCAAUCUGUUUGAACAUUUUGGCCCUGGCAUCUUCAUCCUCAGAGUCUUGUUGUCUGCAGAUUCUUCCUUCAAAUUUUCUUUUGCUAUCAUCUGUUGAGAGGUUGACAAAUGGUGGAUCCCUUGCUGGAAUUGAUGCUCUGCUCGGAUGCCCUUUGCACCUUCCUUCUUCCAAGUACUUUGCUGCAGCUGGAUGGCAAUCUCUGACAAAAAAGCAGAGAGAAAUUCUCUCUCUCUCUUUAUAUUAUGCUGCAAACUGGAUACGAGAACUCCUUAACGCCUUCAGUUCCCAAAUUGACAAAAGGGAUGGCUGCAUUAGUCAGGCUACAGAAAAGGAUGUGACAACAAAGCUUCUGAUGCGACUCAGAAAUCUAAUAUUCUUGGAAAGCUUAUUGAACAAUUUGAUUACGCUAUCUCCUCAGUCUCUACCGGAGCUCCACCCUUAUUCAGCCACAAGUCAACAUACUGAGCAUCCAGAGAGGAAAAAUGAGAAGAGGAAACUACAAGAUGAUGAUGCUUCCCAACGCAAGGGAAACAUGAAAAAUAAAUUCAAAAAAUCAAAGCAGCCAAGUGUUGAUGAACACUUGCGACAGCCAACUAUUUUGGACGCUUUCAAGAAAGCAGGAGUAGUUACGAGUCAAACACAGCUACAUGAAAAUCCUUCCCCUUCAUCGUUAGAUGGCAGGAUAGCGUCAGGGUCAAUGCAUGAAACUUGUUCUGGUGAUGAAUCUCUAAGUGUAAAGAUUCCUCAACUUUCCCCGGCCCUUGCAGCCCAAAGAUUCAAAUUCAGGCCUCUUCUUCCUCAAUGCCUUUCCAUCCUAAAAUUUCCAAAGGUGCAGAGCCAAAAUAUACGAAACCCUGAAUAUAAAACUGAGCUACCCCUGUAUUUGUAUCUCUUACAAGAUCUUCAUACCAAGCUGGAUAGUCUUGUUCCUCCUGGUAAACUACUUCCUUUCAAACGUGGAAGCCCUCCAGGAAAUUUAGGGAGGUUCAAAUUGGUUGAACUUGUCAGUCAAAUAAAAGGACUUUUUCCAAGCCUCAGGAUGCAUUUGAAUACAGCAAUGUCCUUACUGAUAAAAGGUGAGGAAACUUCUCAAACUAUUUGGAGAGAUGAGUUUGCUAAGGCGGGAAAUCCGAACACAUCCAAUAUAGUAGUGUCUGAUUCUCUGAUUUACACAAUGGUGUGCAAAGAAGUUUUAUUAUGUUUCAGCAAGAUGUUGACCCUCCCUGGGUUCGAAACAGACAAAUCGCUGCUACUGGAUCUUCUGGAAGCCUUCCAGCCCACCGACAUUCCAGUUGAUAGCUUCGCGGAUCUGCAACCUUUCCCUUCACCUGGAACAAAGGACUACUUGUUUAUUGGCGUCUAUUGUUUCUUUGAAGAUAUUUUAAACAACGCUUGUUCUUUCUCGUUUGAUCUGGCCUUCGAAUGUCUUCUAACUCUACAGUUAGUGGUGACCUCAGCACAAAAAUAUAUUGGUAAGGUAUCUGAAGAAGUUAUUAAGAAGAGAUGUGUAGGUCCCAUUCAGGGUCUUGUACCCAGCCUGCAUGCCAAACUGGGAACUUCGGCUGAGAAACUUCUCAGGCAUGAAUGGAUUGAUGAAACUACUGAUAACAAGGGUUUGAAGAACAAAUGUGAAAUGGUGCAGAACAUAUUGCGAAUAUACCUGGAAACCAGUGGAUCCACAUCUGAUUUGCUCGAUGAACUUGCUUGUACCAUUUUGCCUCAGGCCUCUCUAUCCAAGUCAACAGGAGAAGAUGAUGCUCAUGAUCAUGAAUUCCCUACACUAUGUUCAGCGACUUUCAGAGGAUGGUACAAGACAUUGCAUGAAGAAAAUCUCGCAAUUCUCAACAAACUGGUGAAGGUUGUUAGCUCAGAGAAACGGCAAAACUGUCAAUCUGAAGCUACCGAAGCACACUUAAGAGACAUUCAGAAGACUGUAAAUGUGAUAGUGUCUUUAGUCAACUUGUGUCGCUCGCAUGAUAAGGUUACAAUCCACGGAAUGGCUAUCAAGUAUGGUGGGAAGUAUGUGGACUCAUUUCUAAAAGUUUUUGAUUUCCUGGAAGCACAUAUUCAAGAUCAUAACGAAUUAGUCAUCCAGCUGGUCAAAGAUCUCCAAAAGGCUACAAGAACAUUACAGACUCUAUGUUCUGAAGCUAAGGGUAUGAAACAAACAGCCAUCACCAGCAAAAUACCAGCAACGAAGCGAUCUUUAGAGCGCUUUCUGUUUCACGUGAAGGCUCUUCUCCAUACAACGUCACGCGGCUCCAACUUCUGGAUGGGUAGCUUGAAACACAAGGACUUGAGAGGACAAAUAGUGAGUUCUCAGGCUUAUGUAGAUAACGAAACAGAUGAGGUAGAAGAAGAAACCAUGUCCGGAGGAGAAGAUCCCAUGGAAGCGGAUGAACUUCCCUUGUCACCUUAAGAUUGCUAAUAACUUAGUUUCUACGUUGAUCAAUUUUUUAUCUUCCUAAUUUCCGUAGCUCAGUGAGAUUGGAUCUAGAUGAACACAAAAACUUGUGUUUGUUUCUCACACUAUACUUCACUUAUAUAGUUAUUUUUGUUU
Molecule: messenger RNA, 4950 nt
Organism: Brassica oleracea var. oleracea
Lineage: Eukaryota; Viridiplantae; Streptophyta; Magnoliopsida; Brassicales; Brassicaceae
Product: Fanconi anemia group D2 protein homolog
Exons: 33
Coding region: 382-4809 (1475 amino acids)
Biological process (GO): homologous chromosome pairing at meiosis; mitotic intra-S DNA damage checkpoint signaling; interstrand cross-link repair
Cellular component (GO): condensed chromosome; nucleus
Molecular function (GO): DNA polymerase binding
Source: RefSeq, a predicted model, not a curated record